Molecule: messenger RNA, 1863 nt
Organism: Lonchura striata (white-rumped munia)
Lineage: Eukaryota; Metazoa; Chordata; Aves; Passeriformes; Estrildidae
Source: RefSeq, a predicted model, not a curated record
AUGUCCAUGACAGGGCAGAAGAUCAAGGACACCACCCUCAUAGCAGAGAUGACCACCUCAGCAGAGACAACCACCUCAGCAGAGACAACCGCUACAGCAACAUCUGCAAGAGGGGAAGAGAGCUCACCAGGGCCCAGCGUGCGGCUGUCGGGCGGCAGGAACGGCUGCGAGGGCCGCGUGGAGCUGUACGACGGCAGCUCGUGGGGGACGGUGUGUGACGACCAGUGGGACCUGCAGGAUGCCCAGGUGGUGUGCCGCCAGCUGGGCUGCGGCCAGCCCGUGGCUGCACUGGACACUGCACACUUCGGCCUGGGGUCUGGCCGCAUCUUCCUGGACGACGUGCAGUGCCGCGGGGACGAGCCUUCCCUCAGGAUGUGCCGGCACAGAGGCUGGGGCGUGCACAACUGCGGGCACAUGGAGGAUGCCAGUGUCAUCUGUGCAGGUGCCAAUCCAACCCCUCCUGCUCAAUGGCCGUACACAACAGGGCCCAGCGUGCGGCUGUCGGGCGGCAGGAACGGCUGCGAGGGCCGCGUGGAGCUGUACGACGGCAGCUCGAUGUGCCAGCACAGAGGCUGGGGCAUGCACAACUGCAUGCACAGUGAGGAUGCCAGUGUCAUCUGUGCAGUAAAUUCUUUCCCAUUUGUUUUUGCAGCACCUUAUUUUUGUGGUGGCUCAGUCUCAGAUUCCUCUGGGGUGCUGCAGAGUCCCAACUAUCCUGGAAAUUAUCCAAAUGAUGCUGACUGUGUGUGGGAAAUACAAGUAGAGAACAAUUUCCGUGUAACGCUCACAUUUAGAGAUAUUGUGAUGCAAAGCGGGAUGUGCCAGCAUGACUACAUUGAAGUCUAUGACGGACCUCUCCAUUCUUCCCCUCUUCUUGGGAGAUUCUGUUCUGGUUCCUUUCCCACAUAUGUGUCCUCUUCAAACAUGAUGACUGUUCGCUUCCACAGUGAUUCCAGAAACUCCUUCAGAGGUUUUCAGGCUCACUACUCCUCCAUCCCAGCAGGUCACAACACCACCAUUCAGUGCUUGCCAGACUACAUGCACGUAGUGGUCAGCAGAGACUUCCUCCAGUCUCAGGGCUACUCAGCACAGAGGGUCACCCUGAACGACAAUCGCUGCAGACCGACAGUCACCUCACGGGAGGUUGUGUUCAACAUUCCCUACAACAGCUGUGGGACAACUCAAGAGGAGAACAACGACACAAUCAACUACUCCAACACCAUUAGGGUCACAUCUUCCGGGUACAUAAUCAAGAGGAAAAAGAACAUCAAUUUGCACGUCAGCUGCAAAAUGCUGAGGAAGAGCUGGCAGCAGGUGAUGUACGCUGCUGAGGACACCGUGGAUGUGAACGAGUACCAGUUUGGAAGAUACGACAUGAACAUCACCUUCUACGAUUCUCCAGCGUUCGUGCAGCAAGUGCGCAGCUCUCCCUACUACAUCGACCUCAACCAAAACCUCUACCUCCAAGCCUGUCUUCACAGCUCGGACCCAAACCUGAAGGUGGCUGUGGACACGUGUGUGGCAUCGCCUGACCCUCGUGAUUUUAACACCCUGGCUUAUUAUUUAGUCAGAAAUGGGUGUCCUAGAGAUUCUUCCUACUCCACGUUCUACUCCCCUUCCAGCCACUUUGCUCGGUUCAAGUUUAACGCCUUCGAGUUCAUGAGCCGGCACCCGUCCGUGUACCUGAAGUGCCGGAUGCUGGUCUGCAGGCUCGGGGACUUCUCCUCCCGCUGCUACCGGGGCUGCAGCUCCAGGGCCAAGAGAGACACCAGCCCUGCUGAGGAACAAGUGGAUGUGGUGGUUGGACCCCUUCAGCUCCGAGGAGGGGAUGCUCCCAGCGGGACCACCGGGAAAGACGAAUAA